AUGGAGGCUGUUGUUGACACUACAUCCGAAACGGCCAAGCCGCCGCAAAGACUUCUCGCAACCGUCGUCGACUCUCUUGCCCUUGAAUGCCCUACGCGGCGAUUUUGCUUGAUCCCCAAUGGUAAAGAUGUCCACCAAGGCUUCCGCGAAGUGACUUUCAGGGACCUAUGUUGCGCCGUGAAUAGGAUGUCCUGGUGGAUGGAGAAGCAUCUUGCCAGCUCGGUCAAGGGAGCAACAAUCGCCUAUCUGGGGAGCAACGAUAUCCGCUACAUUAUCCUGAUGCUUGCUUCACACAAAACAGGCUGCACGAUCUUCUUUCCGUCGACUCGGCUGUCAAAUGAGGCAUACGAUUCGGUGUUCGGCGCGACACAAACCAAAAUGCUAUUAUUCAGCCCGGAGAAGCAUCCCCUCGUCUCAGGUUUAACGGGGCCAAGCAAGGCGAUCAGCUCCCUGGAAGUACCAAGCGUUCCUGAAAUGCUGAAUGACAAUCCGGAUGUGAAGAAUUACCCUUUCACUUCGACGUUUGAGGAGUUUGAAGACAAAACCGCAUUCAUAAUCCACAGCUCUGGAACAACAGGUAUGCCCAAACCUGUGUCUCUUACCCACGGCUACCUCGGUACUGUCGACUACAGCGCGUUCAUGCCUCGACCCGCCGGCCGCUCGCCCUCCUUUUUCCAAGACCUGCUCUCGGCCGAUCCCCAUCCUAGAGAUCCGGUUCUGUCAGUCACACCAUACUUCCACAUAAUGGGUCUUGUGUCCUUUUUUGUAUCGAUAUUCCACAACAUCCCUUUCGUGACAAUCUCGGACCAGCCAUUGUCUGUCAGCCUGCUGGUAGAUAUCAUCCGUGCAACGCAUCCUACUGCGACCAUCCUGCCCCCAUCGAUCCUCGAAGAUAUGAGCCUGUCCCAGGAGGCUCUGGAAUGCCUCGGCACCUUAAAAUUUGUUUGCUACGGAGGCGCUCCGCUGGCGAAGCAGGUUGGAGACAAGGUAAGCCAGUACACCCAAUUAAGAAACGCAAUCGGAUCCACCGAAAUUGGCAUUAUCGGCUCCCUUGUCCCGGAGGGAAAGGAGAACUGGGGCUACUUUGAAUGGAAUCCGGCCUACGGGAUCGAUAUGCAGCCUGUCGCGGAUGAUGUGUACGAGCUAGUGAUCCCUCGCCUGGAGGAUUCUCGUCGGAUGCAUGGAAUAUUCCAUACAUUUCCGUCGUUCAAAGAGUACAGAUCUAAAGAUCUCUAUGUGCGGCAUCCGAAAAUCCCGAAGCUCUGGCAAUACCGUGGCCGCUUGGACGAUGUCAUCGUGCUCAGUAACGGAGAGAAGCUGAAUCCGGUAACGUUGGAGAAGGUUGUUGAGGGUCAUCCGUUUGUUCGUCGUGCUCUGGUCUUCGGACAGGGCCGGUUCCAGACUGGCCUGCUGAUUGAACCCGCGAUGGAUGAUCGUGCUGGGAAGAUCGAUGAACGGAAUUUUGUGGAUAUGAUCUGGCCUUUGGUGCAGACUGCCAACCAAAACGUUCCUCGAUACGGGCAGGUCUUGAAAAACAUGAUUCGCCUUGCAUCGCCCGCAAAGCCAUUUAAAUUGACGCCGAAGGGCACUACUCAGCGACAUGCCGUUAAUGCGGACUACGCAGAGGAGAUUGACGCAAUGUAUGCCACGCACGAGAAGCAGCUGGGGCCUAAGCUGCCAUCGACGAUCGACUCUGAGAGUGUACAUUGCUAUGUGCAUGAAGUCAUUACCUCCCUAACUGGGCGAUCUGAUAUAAGGCCUAGCGAUGAUCUUUUCGGCUUAGGGCUCGACUCACUGCAGGCGACUCAGCUCAGCAAUAUUUUGCGAAGUGCAGUCUUGUCUUACAACCCGGCGUUGAGUACGGAAAACAUUACUGUACAGAAUAUCUAUACUCGACCCACCACGGACAAGCUCGCUGGUCUGCUCCUGGGCGUCCUUCAAGAACAAAAGGAACAAGCAGCGAUAGCCCCGACGGAAUCGCGCUCUGAAAGAAUUGCCGGCCUAGUUUCCAAGUACACAGCUGAUCUCCCAGCUCGAUACGUCAACUCCCCAACUCAAUUGCCUCGGCUCUCGACUGUUAUACUAACGGGAUCUACCGGUUCGCUGGGCACUUAUAUCCUUUCCGGCCUAUUAAACGAUCCUCACGUUGCAAAAGUAUAUUGUUUCAAUCGCGCCGCUGAUGCAGCCACUCGCCAACGUCAGGGGUUUGCCGAAAAGGGACUGGACGCCUCGCUCCUGGAAGACCCAAGCAAGGUCGAAUUCCUACACGUGUCUUUCGGAGACAAACACUUUGGUCUGGAUGAUUCCAUGUACAGCAAACUGCUGGAUACCGUUGACCUGAUUGUCCACAAUGCGUGGAAAGUUAACUUCAAUCACCCUGUGUCGUCGUUCGAAGACCCUCAUAUCAAAGGGGUGCGCGAAUUCGUCAAUUUCAGCCUCGAGGCCCGCUACAAUACCCACCUUGCCUUUGUCUCUUCUGUGAGCACAAUCGCCGGAUGGACGCCCUCUUCUGACGAGUCAGCUGUCCCUGAAUUGCCAAUGGACACUGUGGACGCCGUGCUGAAGCAAGGAUACGGUGAAUCAAAGCAUGUAGGGGAGAGGAUUUGUUUGGAGGCGUCUCGGACAUCAGGGGUGCCGACGAGCGUCCUACGUGUGGGACAGAUCGCUGGGCCGGAUAGUCGGUUGGGGCUGUGGAAUCCACACGAGUGGCUGCCCUCCGUGGUAAAGACGUCUAAGAGCAUGGGAAAAGUACCGGAUACGCUGGGUAGUGUUCUCGUGGAUUGGAUUGCGGUGGACACUCUGGCCAAAAUCACAAUCGAGAUCCUAUUGAGCCGUCGGUCAUCACUAUCUACACAACGCCAUGCCGUUUUUCAUUUGACAAACCCAUCACAGAUCCCCUGGGCCUCUCUGAUACCUGCCAUUCAGGAAAGAUAUCCUAUGAGCGUGGUGUCCCUCGCGGAAUGGGUCGAAGAGCUAGAACACAUCCGGAAUCCUUCCCCUCAGGACCUUGCCAAGAGACCGGCUCUGAAACUUCUAUCUUUCUAUCAAGCAUUAGCUCGCAAUGCGGGCGCGCCCAAUGCUGAGAUCAGCGUGGAGAAUUCGAAGAAGGCCAGCAGAACUAUGGCAUCGCUCGGGCCUGUCUCGCUCGCUCAAAUGUCCAACUGGCUGAACCAGUGGGAUUUUUGA
Messenger RNA from Aspergillus fumigatus Af293, 3186 nucleotides. RefSeq names its product putative NRPS-like enzyme. Lineage: Eukaryota; Fungi; Ascomycota; Eurotiomycetes; Eurotiales; Aspergillaceae. The record is from RefSeq and is a predicted model, not a curated record.